GCCGCCGCCGCGUGACGCACUUCCUGUUUGUUGUUGGAGAAAGGAGAGAAAGGAAAGCGCGAGGACCGUUGCAGCGCAGCCGCCACCGUCAGCCGCGCCGCAGUGUCGGAGCCUCGGAGCCUCGGUCGCCGCUCCGCCGCGCCUUACGCCGCCGGCUCCCGUGUCCUCGGACUCGUUUCCAACAGCCGGUUAAAACAUGGUGGAUUACUAUGAAGUUCUAGGCGUGCAGAGACAUGCCUCAGCCGAGGAUAUUAAAAAGGCAUACAGGAAACUGGCACUGAAGUGGCAUCCAGAUAAAAAUCCUGAGAAUAAAGAAGAAGCGGAGAGAAAAUUCAAACAAGUAGCCGAGGCGUAUGAGGUGUUGUCGGAUGCUAAAAAACGGGACAUCUAUGACAAAUACGGCAAAGAAGGAUUAAACGGUGGUGGUGGAGGUGGAAGUCAUUUCGACGGUCCGUUUCAGUUUGGCUUCACAUUCCGAAACCCAGAUGAUGUCUUCAGGGAAUUUUUUGGUGGAAGGGACCCGUUUUCAUUCGACUUCUUCGAAGACCCGUUUGAGGACUUCUUUGGGAAUCGAAGGGGCCCCCGCGGAAGCCGGAACCGAGGCACGGGGUCGUUUUUCUCCACCUUCAGUGGAUUUCCCUCUUUUGGAGGGGGAUUUUCUUCUUUUGAUACAGGAUUCACUUCCUUUGGUUCACUAGGUCAUGGGGGCCUCACUUCAUUCUCUUCCACGGCAUUUGGUGGCAGUGGGAUGGGCAACUACAAAUCUAUAUCAACUUCUACUAAAGUGGUUAAUGGCAGAAAAAUCACUACAAAGAGGAUUGUCGAGAAUGGUCAAGAGAGAGUGGAAGUCGAAGAAGACGGCCAGCUGAAGUCCUUGACGAUAAAUGGUGUGGCCGACGAGGACGCCUUCGCGGAGGAGUGCCGGCGACGAGGCCAGCACGCGCUGCCCGGCCAGCCCACCAGCACCAGCGCCCGCCCUCUGAAGUCCCACCGGCCGGCCUCUGUGCCCAAACACACGCCCCAUCCCCCGGGUGAGGGCGAGGACCACCGGGCCGGCAGCAGCUGGGAGCCCCCGGCCGCGUUCCCCGCAGGUGUGCACGGGGUGUCCGCCGCGGAGCCUCCCCGCGGGGCUGCCUCCCGGCCUUCCCGGGGCCCCCGAGGACCGAGAUGGCACCUGUGUUGCUGCGUCCUGGCCUGACGGAUGGGCAGGCGGGUGGGGGGAGGCCGCGUGGAGCCCACAUUAAAGCGGGGUGCCGGUCUCCCACCACGGCAUGCCGUGUGUUGUCGUGGGCAGCAGCUGAGCCCCUUCGUGUAACUUCCAACUUCAUGCUGGGAGUCUGGUCCCGCAGAGCGGCCACCUGCCCAGCCUCUCCUGGGGGCCCUGCGGCUGCAGUCGUGCCUCCCUGCCUUGCUGUUGAAUUACAGGCAGAACCUGACACCCGCUCCCAGGGGUCCUGUGGUCAGGUGGAUGGGUGCUGACCCACCCUCACCCCAGGGGAGGUUUCCCACCUCUGGAUGCAGUGAGGCAGUGAGGCUUCGUGACCCCCUUUCUCCAGACCCCGCUCUGCCCUCUUCCAGCUUCUUGACCUGUAAUUUCUUAGCCCAGAUGGGUCUUUGAAGUGUGUUCCCUGUAGAAAGUUCUGGAUUACUUCUGACGGCAUGGCUGUGCAUGCAGGCGGACCCUGGCUGAGUCUAAAGGCCGAUGUAAAUCUAGUUUGAAUCACUCAUCAGUGUGAAGCGUUUGUGCCCGUCUUGGCUCUCAGCACUGGAAGUCUCCAGGUUGACCACCGCAGGUUACGUGGAGGAAGAGGUGGAUCCUUGGUCCCUUGUUUCAGGGUGAUGUCUCUGUGUACGUUGUGAGGUUAGUUCUGUGAACUUAGGGCAAGAAAGCAUCGUCUGCACAGGGAACUGGAAGGAUGAGGUCUAUCCCUUUCUUCUCCCAGAACUUUCUGUUGGGAGCUCUGUCCCUUCAAUCCCCUUCUGGCCCUUUUCAUGUGGAAAAGGGGGUGUGUGUGUGUCUUGAGGAGGACAGGGGAUUUGUCCCAUCCACCCACCGGAAGGCGGGUGUCCUGGGUUCUGAGCCAGGGUGCAGAGCCCCGCGGGACUGUGCGGACCUGGCCACCGGCUGCCAGGGAGCAGUGCCACCCGAGGCAGAUGGGCCAUUUGGGAACGUUAGCCUCUUCCUGGGUAAUUGAAAGAAAAAUAGAGGUGAUUGGAAGGGCUGUGUGGAUUCAGAAAAAACUUGUUCUGCCUCGAAUGGGCGUGUGGAUGUUCUCCCCAGAUUUAUCGUCACCUCCUGGUCCUGGCCGCUCGUUGGCUGGACUUGGCGAGGGGCAGGGUUGUAGAUGCAGUUUCCCUGAACAAAUACGAUUUGAACAGGGACUUCCCGGGCUGUCCCUUUGGUUGGAAGGUUACCAUAAACCUGGGUGUCUAAACUGGGUGGGAACAUCCCAAUUCCCAAGAGUGAGGCGUGUGGGCUCAGGCCUGCCCGGAGGAGCCUUGUUGAGACAUCUAGCUGGCCUCCUGAACGGGAAGUGGACCUGGGGUCACAGUGAGGCCCGUGCUGCCUCUUGAGCGCCAGAGACCAGGGCUGUGGACGGAAGGAGAGUAGCCACUGCUGGGGAAUCAUGAGAAGAGAAUUCUUCUUUGUGAAAUCUUCUGCUUUGUCAGUUUUUACCAUCAGGUCCCUCCCAGGUGUCAUCUCCAGGUGGGAAAACUGUUGACUUACGAACCCCGCACAUGCUCACACACGAGGGCGAGCAGUGGUCUUGUGCGUUUGCCGAACGCUUCCUGCCCGUGUUCCGCAGCGAUGUCGGGCGGCCAGGUCUCGGCCCGGCAGGUGCUGGGCGCUGCGGAACACACCUCUUUUUUGUGUGUGGUUUGUUUCCUUCUUUCACAUCAAGCUACGAGGCCUUCAAAAGAGUGUCAGAGUGAAUCACCAAAGAAUUAAAGAUAACGCUUUUUACAUGACUAGAGUGAGCUUGUUUGACUUCUUAUCGAGAGACGAUAGAGCUGCUCCGGAGGAAGACUCCAAAACUGGGACAGUGGAAAAGGCUGCUGGGGUAACAGGGCAAAGCUAGGUGCCCAGUGGGUCAGGGCCUCCAGGGAGCAGAGUGAUGGGCCCCUGUCCUACCCCGCCACGCCUGCCCCUCCAGCGGGCACUCUCCGCGUGGUCUGGAGGCUCCCGCGGUCACUUCCUGCCAGGCUUUCACAUUGUGGGCAGCUUUCUUAGAAGGGCUUGGUUCCCUACAAAGUGUCAGGUGCCCCCACUUGGUGCUUCAGCCAUUUGAGCAAUCGCCGGGCUAGGUGCCCCCGGGGCUGGCGGGGUGGGCAGUGGCCUGGCAGGUUCUGAUGAUUUUAGGCUAAAAACGAGCUCUCGCUUGUGAUGCGCUCAGGCCGCAGAACAUGGGCUUCAUUGCUCCUGGGAGCAUCUCCCGUGUUGACGGUGCGGCCCGUGUGGUUCAGGGUCAGGAUGUGGCUGGGGGAGCCUUGGCCCGUCUGCGGGGGGAGUUCUGUGUUCAGCCCGACGGUGCCUUCUUGCCGGCAUUCACUGUGUUGUUAACCUGCUGUGAGACGGGGUGACCGCCCCGGCUUUAUUUCAGAGGACGCGUCGCACGCCUCUCGGAGCCCGUGAAUUAGACGGCGAGAUGUGGAUAAAGGAUUAGUGUUUUUCAUUUAUGGAUUCCACACACGCUGGAGGUCUAUCGAGAAUGUGUAACUGUGAGAAAGGAAAAAUUAUUCAUAGUGAAAAAGAAAUUCACAAAUGAAAGGAUAACAUUGAUCCUUUAACUUCCCAGCUCUGCCCGGUGUGUGCCCGGGGGCCCCUUCUGGCUUAGGAGAUUCAUGAGUGGAGACGGGGCCGGGGCCUGAGUAUGAGGCAGGAGAGAGUCCCGGCGCCCCCGUGGCCCCCUCGGUCGGUCGUCGUGGUCGAGUGUGAAAGGGACAGCUGAGAGGAGCGACUUCUGGCCGGAGCAGCCUGGUCACAGGGACGGGGCUGCCGUGCGCUCGUGGUGGGUUAGCAGGUGUUUCUUUUCCUUCCUUUUGGCUUAUUGUGCAGGUAGCUGAGUCAGGCAGGAGGACGCUGGGCGUGAGGACCUCCAGGGCCCCUGCCACGACCCCGUGUCAGGGCCACUUCCGUACAGCACGUGACCCGGAUGGCUGUGCUGCUGGGAGAGCAGGCAGGACACAGGCCGCAGAGCCCUGGGGACCGCGCCAGCCUCCACCCUCUGCGAGCGGAUUCCAGGGGCGUUUGAGUCAGUGGUGAGGCCGGGAGGCCCCGGCAGCCUCGUUCUGUUGGAGGCAUGUGUGUGUCCUCAGCUUCCCCCCCGCCCCACAGCGGGCAUCGUGAUCAGGUCCCGGUCGGCUGUCAGCGCCCACCUAACUGACCCCCGGGCCCGGCCCACCCAGGGGUGGCGCUGUGUGGACACAUGCGUGUCGUGAACAGACUGGGUCUGGGUUCUGUCUGGAGAGAGACUGUGUUCUAAAAUGGCACCUGCCUCAAUUUAAAAUCUCGAGGAUGCUUUUAUGUACUCUUCUCAGCAGGCUUAGGGGCCCACGUGCAUUAGGUCGCAGGCCUGCAGUGACCCUGGCCUGGUUCUAGGCUGACCGUUCAGAACGAUCCUUUGUUACCAAAUUCAGCAUCCCGCUCCGCCCACAUCUGUGUGGACUAACGCAGCACAAGGUCCUGAGCUGUUUUUGCAGAAAUAACCUGGAGCUCUUCCGGCUCUUUGGACAAAGUCUCAGGAGGGUGAGCAGGUCACACCCACCUCUUUCUCCCCCGGCUUCGGGCAAGCACACAGCACAGGGGAAAAGGUUGGCGUGGGGCAUUGGUUGAGCCCCGGACCGUGUGACAGCUGGGCUUCUCCCUGCAGAGGGGGCCCCGGGGAGGCCCAUCCCCGAGGCAGAGCCUGCCCUGCCUUGUCUCCAGGUGACCUGGGGCGGGGUCGUGGGGACAGAUGAUGGGUUGGCCCGCGGGGCUGGGAUGCUGGUUGGAUCAUGUUAGAGCUUUACAUCUGCCAAGUUUGAAGUCCGUCCAUGUUUUUGUUGAGCCUUAGAUAUGGAGCAGAUAGGAGUGAUGACACAUUACUUUAUCGCGAGGUUGGUUUGUUUUAACCAGGGGGAUAUCUAGAGACACGUUUGCCUCUUAGUGGGGCCGCAGCUGCUCCUCUGCAGUGUUUCACACGCCUGUUUCCUUAGGAUUCAAAGAAGGUGGCAAGAGGAAGAAGCAGAAACAGAGAGAGGAGUUGAAGAAGAAGAAGUCGACCAAGGGCCGCCCGUAGACGGGCCGCAGUGCAGCAGCGGGCGGCCAGCCGAGGGGCUGCACACACGCGCUAGGUGCCGCACCUGCUUGUCCACCGCCCUGAGACCACACCUGCUCGGCGCUGGGGACGCUGGGGGCACACCGGUCAGGGCCUGGGGGGCGGGAGCACGGAGCCGCUGGACCGUCCCUGCUUCUCCAGCUCUGCGGCCGAGGCCACCCCUGCUUGCCUGGUGCACACCUGCGGAGAUGCUUGCAGCUUUGGCCGUGUGGCGCUCCCGACGGCGCGUGCAUGCUCGCGACACGACCUUCGCUCCUCCGCUGAGUGUAUGAAUCUAGACUCAAGCACAGGGUGACGUAAAGGUGACUCCUGACCCCGGGUGACCUUCUCUUCAGUUUCGGGGGAGCCAGACCUUCACUGUGACCUGGCCGCUCGAGGUGUGGAGCCCCCUCACGGUUAUGGUUUUACUUCUAAUCUUCUCGAAUAGCCCGUCUUUCCUUGGAUCCGUAGUUGUUUUGGCAGGGACACAGGAGUCUUCAAAAUUCUGUUCAGUAGUAGCACCUCUGGCUUUUAGGUUAGGCUCAGGCUGGGGGGAAGCAGACGACCCCCUCCCACAUGCAGCUCGUGAGGUACUGAGCACAGGCGCUGAGCCGGGUACGGGCUCCAGCACCGGCUCCUUCAGAAGAAUCGCUUCCCUUGGGCCGGGGUCUCCCAGCUUUCCGCAGCGACUCCUCCACAGGAUCGAGGCCCCCCAACCCCCUCCCCGCCUGCUGUCAGGGCCCCUCCUCUCACUCCCGCACCCGCCUGAGUCCCCUUUCCCUUUGCCCCCGGGCACCGAGGGCAUCGUGAAAAGCUUGGAUGGGAUUCUCAAACGCCAGUAGCUUUCACCCAGCAGUGUUGGGAGCCCGGGCACCGGGGGCAUAGCUUUCAUGGCCGAGCCGCGGGCUUGGGCGGCGGGAGCGAGUGUGGCGCGUGUGAUUCUCGGGUGGCUGUGCAGUUUGCUCCGUGUGCCUGCUUGUGGUGGAAGGUGGUGCGGACUCUGGUGUUGGAUGCUUAGUGUGGACAGUGUAACCGUGAAAGCGUAACGGAUUUUAAGUGCUACCCACGUAAAUAAAGUGUAAGCGUUAUUGACUAACACU
Molecule: messenger RNA, 6397 nt
Organism: Delphinapterus leucas (beluga whale)
Lineage: Eukaryota; Metazoa; Chordata; Mammalia; Artiodactyla; Monodontidae
Source: RefSeq, a predicted model, not a curated record